CCUAUAUGCUCGGUGCAUGGCGUUGCAGUCACCACUGUGGAAGGCAUAGGAUGCACAAAAACCCGGAUACAUCCUGUUCAGGAAAGGCUGGCCAAGUGCCAUGGCUCUCAAUGUGGCUUUUGCACUCCUGGAAUGGUGAUGUCCAUGUACGCUUUGCUCAGAAACCACCCUGAACCUUCCAUAGAGCAGAUAACUACAGCUCUGGCUGGUAACUUGUGCCGCUGCACUGGGUAUAGGCCAAUCUUAGAUGGCUGUAAAACCUUCUGUAAGGAACCAUUUUGUUGUCAAAGUAAAGAAAAUGGGAACUGUUGCUUGGAUCAAGAAGACAAACUCAAAGGAGAGAAGAUUUCCACCAAACUGUUUUCAGCCGAUGAAUUUCAGCCCUUGGACCCCACCCAGGAGUUUAUAUUUCCACCAGAAUUAAUGACAAUGGCUGAAAAUCAGCCAAAAAGAACUCUUGUUUUCCAAGGGGAAAGAACAACAUGGAUUUCACCUGCUAGCCUAAAGGAGCUUCUUGAGCUGAAGGCUAAGUACCCCAAAGCACCUCUCGUGGUGGGGAACACCAAUGUGGGGCCUGAAAUGAAAUUUAAAGGAGUGCAUCAUCCAGUUAUCAUCUCUCCUGCAAGGAUCCUAGAUCUGAAUGUGGUGAGAUACACAGACAAUGGACUAACUCUUGGAGCUGCCUGCAGUCUGGCUGUAGUGAAAGAUGUCCUGACAAACACAAUCUCAGAACUUCCAGGGGACAAGACAAAGAUUUUCCGUGCUCUCUUGCAUCAGUUAAAAACUCUGGGAGGACAGCAGAUCAGAAACAUUUCCUCUUUAGGUGGAAACAUUAUGAGUAGAAAGUCAACAUCUGACUUGAAUCCCAUUCUCGCAGUUGGCAACUGUACCCUCAACCUGGCAUCAAGAGUAGAAGGAACACGGAGGAUUUCUUUGAGUGACAUUUUUGCCAAUGGAGUUGGUAACAAUACCCUUAUGCCAGAAGAUGUCUUAGUCUCUGUUCACAUCCCUCAUUCCAGGAAGGGGGAGUUUGUAUCAGCAUUCCGACAGGCCCAGCGCCGGGAAAACGCUCUACCUAUUGCUAAUGCUGGGAUGAGGGUACUUUUUGCGGAAGGCACAGACAUAAUUAUGGACUUUGGCAUUUUCUAUGGCGGCAUUGGCUCUACCACCGUCUGUGCAAAACAGACCUGUCAGGCACUCAUAGGGAGGCACUGGAAUGAACAAAUGCUGGAUGAAGCUUGCAGACUGGUUCUUAAAGAAGUUUCUCUGCCGGGCUCAGCCCCAGGUGGGAAGGUGGAAUAUAGAAGGACUUUGAUUGUCAGUUUCCUCUUCAAAUUCUACCUGGAAGUGCUUCAGUCAUUGAACAGAAUGUACCCCCAUCUGUAUCCUAACAUAUCAGAGAAAUAUGGGAAUGUGCUACAAGAUUUCCAACCCCAAAUGCCCCAGAGCGAACAAAUAUACCAGGAAGUAAACCCAGAGCAGCUUCCCAGGGAUCCAAUAGGACGUCCCAUCAUGCACCAGGCUGGUGUAAAACAUGCUACUGGUGAAGCUCUUUACUGCGAUGACAUUCGUGCUGUGGAUGAAGAGCUCUUCCUGGCUGUGGUAACCAGUUCCAGAGCCCAUGCAAAGAUUGUAUCGAUUGAUACAUCAGAGGCCCUCAAAGCACCAGGAGUGUUUGAUAUUGUAACAGCUCAGGACGUCCCAGCCAAAAAUGAGUUCUACUAUUACAGUGAUCCAGAGAUUAUAUUUGCAAAAGAUAAGGUAAUUUGCGUGGGUCAGAUUGUCUGUGGUGUGGUUGCAGAUUCAGAUGUUCAUGCCAAACAAGCAGCUGCAAAAGUGAAGAUAGAGUAUGAAGAUCUGGAGCCAGUGAUCCUGACUGUUGAGGAGGCUAUAAAGCACAAUUCAUUCUUUGAGCCACAAAGAAGACUAGAACAAGGAAAUGUCGAUGAAGCAUUUGAAACUGUAGAUCAAAUACUUGAAGGGGAGAUCCACAUCGGGGGACAGGAACAUUUUUACAUGGAGACUCAGUGUGCGCUUGUUGUGCCAAAAGGAGAGGAUAAAGAAAUAGACAUGUAUGUGUCAGCCCAACAUCCAGCACUUAUCCAGGAAAUGGUGGCCUCAUGUUUAGGAGUUCCAGCCAAUAGGAUCAUGUGCCAUGUAAAAAGAAUCGGUGGAGCUUUCGGUGGGAAAAUAGGCAAAGCUGGUCUGUUGGCAUGUGUUGCUGCAGUGGCAGCAAACAAAACUGGUCAUGCAGUUCGUUUUAUCCUGGACCGGGGGGAUGAUAUGUUAAUCACUGGGGGCCGACACCCUCUCAUUGGCAAAUAUAAAGUUGGCUUCAUGAAUGAUGGUAGGAUCGUGGCUGCAGAUGCUAAAUACUAUAUUAAUGGAGGAUGCACUCCUGAUGACUCUAUUCUGGUAGCAGAGAUAGUCUUACUAAAAAUGGAUAAUGCUUACAAGAUUCCCAACUUCCGGUGCUGCGGUCGUGCCUGCAAGACGAACUUGCCAUCAAACACAGCAUUCCGAGGAUUCGGUUUCCCCCAGUCAGGACUGAUUACAGAAUCCUGGAUAACAGCUAUUGCAGCCAAAAGUGGUUUAUCACCAGAAAAGGUUAGGGAGAUAAACAUGUACAAAGAAACUGAACAAAUGUGCUACACUCAAGAUCGUGAUCCAGAGAACAUGGUAAGGUGUUGGAAUGAAUGUAUUGAGAAGUCUGAAUACUACAGCAGGAAAACAGCUGUGGAAGAAUUUAACAAGCAAAAUUACUGGAAGAAGAAGGGGAUUGCCAUUAUUCCCAUGAAGUUUCCAUUUGGCUUAUGCACACGUUUUCUAACUCAGGCUGCUGCUCUGGUUCAUAUAUAUACGGAUGGUUCUGUGCUUCUAACUCAUGGUGGAAUUGAAAUGGGACAAGGCAUCCACACCAAAAUGAUCCAGGUUGCCAGCCGGGAAUUGAAAAUCCCCAUGUCGAGUAUUCAUUUUUGUGAAACAAGCACAACAACUGUUCCUAAUGCUUGUGCUUCAGUAGGAUCUGCUGGAACUGAUGUCAAUGGAAUGGCAGUAAAGGAUGCUUGCCAGACUCUCUUGAAACGCCUGGAGCCCAUCAUUAGCAAGAACCCGAAAGGUACCUGGAAUGAUUGGGUUAAAGAAGCAUUUGAACAGAGCAUUAAUCUUUCAGCUACAGGGUACUUCAGAGGGUAUGAAGCUGACAUGGAUUGGGAGAAAGGGGAAGGCCAUCCAUUUACGUAUUCUAUUUUCGGAUCUGCUUGUUCGGAGGUUGAAAUUGACUGUCUUACGGGAGAUCACAAGAACAUCCGAACAGACAUCGUUAUAGAUAUUGGAUGCAGCAUAAAUCCAGCUGUGGAUAUAGGACAGAUUGAAGGUGCCUUUGUUCAGGGCAUUGGACUUUAUACAAUGGAGGAGUUAAAAUACUCCCCAGAAGGCGUCUUGUACACUCGGGGCCCGGAUCAGUAUAAAAUCCCUGCAAUCUGUGACCUCCCAGAACAGUUCAGUGUUUCCUUGCUGUCAUCCUCACAAAAUCCUUAUGCCAUCUACUCAUCCAAGGGGAUAGGCGAGGCAGGGCUGUUCCUGGGAUGUUCUGUGUUCUUUGCUCUCUGGGAUGCAGUGGCUGCUGUGCGAAAGGAAAGAGGAUUAACCGGGACCUUCACACUGAACAGCCCCCUGACUCCCGAGCGGAUUCGAAUGGCCUGUGCCGAUCAGUUUACUGAGAUGAGUACGAAAGAUGAACCUGAAUCCUUCGUUCCUUGGGCCAUCUCCAUAUGAAUGGCAAACAGAACCUCGCAAAAAGCCUGAAUGAACUCCAGUGAUUUGUUGAUCAUGAGGGUGGAGGCUCAUUUAAUCAACACACAUUUUAUUUUUAUUCAAAAUCUACCCUCUGACUACUGAAUAAUGAGCAGUACUUCUUCAGCCCAUUCUCCCACCUGAGUUUUCAGCAUAUAUUUAGUUGCACUACUACAUUUUACUCCUAGAAACACAUCUAAAUAGAUUGGAAGAGGGUUAUGCAAUAAGAUCCAGCUACUACACAUUCUCUAUGAUCAUCUUAAAUUGCCGCUAGGGAGGAAUUAAUGAUCGCUUUAGUAAUGGUGCAAAAUCCAGAUGUUUUUCCUCAGGAUUUUUCAGAACAAUGGAAUUCAAAUUUAUCCCUAAAUAAUAUAGCUAGGUUCACUGAGGUAAUGAGAUGCGAGAGCCUGUGCUAUGUUGAGCUAGUAGUGCACUGGGGUUGGGGUGCGAGGGUUGAGAGUGAACCAAAAAUAAGUGCACUAAUGCUCCUGAGAUAUCUGUUUGCAUCCCAAUAUUCAGCUUAGAGCCAGAGUUUUAAAGGCAUUUAGGCUUUGCAAAAGUGCCUGUGUAGAUUAGAUGCCUAAAUCUCAUUAAAAUCAACAGGAGUUAGGCACCUCACUUGCAUAGAGAAUUUGAAAAUCCCACUAGGCACCUAAUCUGCAUCUUUAGGCAUCUACAGAUAUUUAAAAAACUGGCCCUUAUUGAAUUCUUAUGGUUCUAUUAGUGCUGUAUGUUAAUAUUAGUUUAUGUAAAACAAAUAUUUUUCUUAUGAUGUUCAUUCUUGUGCCCGUGAAAGUUAAAAUAAGCAGCAGAAAAGAGUUCCCAUAAGAGGCGAGAUAAAAUGGCAUAUCACUGUUAACUCCCAUUCUGUCAUUAUUUGCUGCUUUGAGGCCUGAUCCUUUAGUCACAAGUCAUCCUUAGUCCCGUACAUAGCCACAUUUUUAAUAAUAACUCUGUGCACAGAAACAUACAGGCAAGUGUCAUCUUACGCGGGGGUUCCAUUCCGCGGUUAGCGCGUAAAGCGAAAACUGCGUGUAGUGAAACACU
Molecule: messenger RNA, 4842 nt
Organism: Chelonoidis abingdonii (Abingdon island giant tortoise)
Lineage: Eukaryota; Metazoa; Chordata; Testudines; Testudinidae
Source: RefSeq, a predicted model, not a curated record